AAGGUACAAAGGUUGUGAGGUGCAGAAACCUGAUCCAACUCCGAGUAGCUUAAAAGAGAGAAGCUCUGCGCAGGUGAGGACAGAGGGAGAAGACACUCACCUGUACAAUACUAAAGACACCCAGUUAUCAGACUUCAACAUGAGGUGGAUCACUGUGCUUUCUCUACUGGUCGUGUGCUUCGUGUGCCUCAGUGUCGCACAAGUAUCUUUUGAUGACUGCUGUCUGAAAUAUGCAAAAAGGCACAGCAGAUUAAUUCAGAAGCAUGCAGUGAAGUACAGAAGACAGGAGAUGGAUGGUGACUGCAACAUUAGAGCCGUAAUCUUCACCCUGAAAAAGGGCCGGGUCUACUGCACUAACCCUGAUGAGAAAUGGGUGGUGAGGCUCAUGGAGACUAUUGACAAGAGAUCCCAAAAUACGAAGAGGAAACGGCCAUACAAAGGUUGA
Messenger RNA from Boleophthalmus pectinirostris (great blue-spotted mudskipper), 445 nucleotides. Its product is annotated as C-C motif chemokine 25-like. Gene Ontology annotation, biological process: monocyte chemotaxis; positive regulation of GTPase activity; immune response. Gene Ontology annotation, cellular component: extracellular region. The record is from RefSeq and is a predicted model, not a curated record. Gene Ontology annotation, molecular function: CCR chemokine receptor binding; chemokine activity. NCBI's taxonomy places the organism in Eukaryota, Metazoa, Chordata, Actinopteri, Gobiiformes, Gobiidae.